CGGAAAUGCCUCGUCCACGUGCCUGCCACUUGCAUGCCAAGCGCGCCGAGCCGUCUAAGCCCCGCCAUCAUGACGUGCGCAGGCAGUAGCCACACAUAGUGCUGGUAAGUGAAGCAGAAUGAAUGAUAAGGUCGCUGUCCGCCCUUCCUGACAGUGAGUUCACCGAGUGCGUUCGAUCAUGGCUGAUUUCGCACCACCUUCUGGACCCCCUCCGCCACAUGUACCGGCGGGGUGGAAGGCUGUCUGGAAUGAGAGCUACAAGGAGUGGUUUUACGUGAACACGUACACUAAGCAGUCGACGUGGGAAAAGCCUACUGAGCCAGCACAUCCCCCUGGUGACGCUCCACCGCCGGGAGCUCCCCCGGGCUACGAUCAUAGCUCGUCAAGGCCACCUGUGCCGGAGAAGAGUGGUCUGCAAACCAACAACCCUUACCAUCAGCCGGGUCAAGGUGGGCUGACCGAGGAUGAGCGAUUAGCAAGGAAACUCCAAGAAGAGGAGAACGCUCGUGCGGGCACCGCGAACCGUGGAGCAGCGGACGACUUUUACCACAGCGGCAGUAGUGGUGCACCGUCUUACGGCCAAGGUGCGUCUCCAUACGGUCAGCAGCCAGCGUCACCUUCGACGGCGCAGCUGCCUCCACGUGAAGAGAAGAAAGGUCUGUUCAGCAAGCUCGGCAGCAAGUUUGGUGGUGGUGGUGCACAAAGACCACCGCAACAGCAAUACGGACAGUCGCAGUACGGACCUGGAUAUGGAGGGUACCCACCGCAGCAGUAUGGAGGGUGCGUAAUGAUAGCCGUAGAAUCUUACCCGUCUGCGACUGCGCUAACGGUUACAUUGAUUAGGUACCAAGGGGGUUAUCCACCUCAGCAGGUACCAGGUCUUGUGAUGAAUGCUCACUAUACACGCGCUAAUCAACCUGACAGCCCUACGGCAUGAAUCAAGGCUACCCUCAGCAGCAACCCGCAUACUAUGCUCAGCAGCAGCCUCAGAGGCAGGGUGGUGGUAUGGGUAUGGGCGGAGGUGCCUUGCUCGGUGCCGGUGCAGGUCUAGUGGGUGGUGCUCUUCUGAUGAACGCUUUCGACGACAACCAGGACCAGGCAUAUGAACAAGGCUAUGGUGGGUUGUCGAUCGUUGUGGUCUUACUGGUAGGAAAUGCUAAUGUGAAUUACAGAUCAAGGCC
Baudoinia panamericana UAMH 10762 is the source of this 1181-nucleotide messenger RNA. RefSeq lists its product as uncharacterized. The record is from RefSeq and is a predicted model, not a curated record. Gene Ontology annotation, molecular function: protein binding. Lineage: Eukaryota; Fungi; Ascomycota; Dothideomycetes; Mycosphaerellales; Teratosphaeriaceae. The coding region runs from base 179 to 937 and encodes 252 amino acids. The transcript has a single exon.